UAAAAAUAAAGGACUGGGAGACUUUUAUUUUGAAAUGGAGUGUAACGGUGCAGCUCGAUGGAGGGCGCUUGAUCUCCCGUGUUUUAACACCAUAUAGGCUUCAGCACAGCGAGUGUGUGGACUGCUGAGAUUUAAAACUGCUGACCACUGAAACACUGCAGCAUGGCGGCCGAGCUCUCCACCUCCAUAAACAUCAAAGAGCCUCGCUGGGAUCAGGGCACCUUCAUGGGCAGAGCUAAACAUUUCUUCACCGUCACAGACCCACGCAAUGUUCUGCUGUCUAAUGAGCAGCUUGAGAAAGCACGCAGGAUCAUUCAGGAUUACAGACAGGGUGUGGUGACUCCAGGUCUGACAGAAGACGAGCUUUGGAGAGCCAAAUACAUUUUCGACUCUGCGUUUCAUCCAGACACGGGUGAAAAGAUGCUGCUGAUUGGACGCAUGUCCGCUCAGGUGCCCAUGAAUAUGACCAUCACCGGCUGUAUGAUGACCUUCUACAGGACGACCCCAGCAGUACUCUUCUGGCAGUGGAUCAAUCAGUCCUUCAACGCAAUAGUCAACUACACCAACCGUAGUGGUGACGCUCCCAUUACAGUAAAUCAGCUUGGCACGGCGUACGUAUCGGCCACGACAGGUGCUGUGGCCACGGCUUUAGGACUCAACUCGCUAGCAAAGCACGUCUCACCACUCCUAGGACGCUUCGUGCCGUUUGCCGCCGUCGCCGCGGCUAACUGUAUCAACAUUCCACUGAUGAGGCAAAGAGAGCUGAAGCAUGGCAUUCCAGUGUUGGAUGAGAAUGGGAAUCGUUUAGGGGAGUCUUCGAAAGCGGCGCAGCAAGCGAUCUCACAAGUGGUGAUCUCCAGAAUCCUCAUGGCUUCUCCUGGCAUGGCGAUUCCACCGUUUUUAAUGAACUCCCUUGAAAAGAAAGCGUUCCUGAAGAGGUUCCCGUGGAUGAGUGCACCCAUUCAGGUCGGCCUGGUGGGAUUCUGUUUGGUCUUCGCUACCCCACUGUGCUGUGCGCUGUUCCCACAGAAGAGCUCCAUGGCUGUGAGCCGCCUGGAGCCUGAGCUUCAGGAGAAGAUCCGCUCCAGUCACCCAGGAGUGGAGAGAGUUUACUUCAACAAAGGAUUAUGAGAAGAAAAAUACCUCAUCUCCCUCUCAUCAAACACGACCAUUAAAACCCCGCUCGUCUCAUCGUGUUUUUACAACGUGCCAAAGUUCCGCUCCUCUGUCCCUCCCGUCUGUCCUCGAGGAUGUCCCCGACUCAGCUGUUUUGUAAGAUGUGGUUCAUAGUGACUGGUUUUUAAUCAGGGGAAUAUUUUGGAUGGUGCAGUUCUGUGCUAGUGUUAGAAAAGAAAGACUAUUUGUCUGAAAUGGUGCUCUUUCUGAUUGGCUAUGUCCUUUUAUUUAAUUUAUUAUUUCUUAAUUACAGUGCAGUCUAUCAGUACAUACAAUUCAUUUCAGGUUUUUUUCACAUUACAUUUUUACAUUACAUCGGAUUGGAUUUGAAAUGAAACAAAACAUCAGAAUUAUGCUAGCUUUAUAUCCAGCUUCUUGGCAUCAUAGCUUUUUUCUACACCAUUUCUGGGACCAAAACUACUUCCGAUCAUUGACGUAUCUGCAAAUCGAACAUCACGAUACUUUCGAAACGGUCGAUGACUGCGCUGUAAUUCUGUUUACUGCCAAACCAAAACCAAACCAUCUCCAUGUGCCAUCAGUAAUAAGGAACAAAUGUGCAGGUGUAUUUUCUGUUAGUGUUUUUAUUGAGUGAGUAGUAAUUUUUCGAUGUUCAUGUCUGAAUGAAAGCUGCUUUCGACUUUUAAUUGCCAAAAAAAAAAGUUAAAAGUAUUAAAAGUUUACUUUAAAGGUACACAGAGUAAGAGUUUCCCUUUAAUGUUCACAGUAUUAAGAAAAAGAACUACUAAUAACACUAGUAAUAAUAUGUACGGUAAUUAUGAUUUGCAACGAUUUGGAUUUUUGUACUUUUAAAUUACUUUGUAGUCAGUUAAUUAUAAUAUUAUAAUAAUAUUUAAAGCUAAAAUGAUGGCGAAAAAAAUUUCAUUAAUGGAAUAUGAUGCAAACAUGUGAAAUGUGAAAGAUAUUUUUAUUUUCUCUCUCAACUUCACAUUCGAAAUCUUUUUCUCUCUUUUAUUUUGUUUCUUUUUAGAACCCCAUGGCUUUAUCGGAAAGGCUCAUGUUUGCCUUGAAUAAUAAUAGUAAUAAUAAUAAUAAUAAUAAUAAUAAUAAUAAUAAUAAUUGGUUUACAAGCCGUAUUAUGAGACUCCUGCUUUGUGUACCUUUAAUGAACAAUCACGUGACCUCUUUUACCAGUGCAAUUGAUUUGACACGCCGCCAAAUGAGUACUUCAGAAGAACUGAGCUGUACAUUCAUGGACAAAAAAAAAAAAGAUCAAUAAAGUGUUACAGACUGUAAAGUUCUCUGUAUUUGAAUCAGACAUGAUUUAAUAACAUUGCUCAUGCAGGGACUCAUGGUUCAGGUCAUGGUUAAUGAGUCCCUAUGAAGUGUGUCAAAGUCCAUCGAAACAGCGGAGCAGGUGAUAAUCACAGCAAGCUCACUGUUCACUACGACCUCAUGUGUGUGUUGUUUAGGCCAAAGGUGCACCCUGUUUUAAGUCAUCCAGGUUACCGGUCUGUUGUUGUUCAUUAAUAACUCAUCAUUAACAAUAAUACAGUAAUAAACAUGUAAGGAAGAAGACACUUGUGGUGUGCUGCUAAUGGAAAACAAUCAACCGAGGUUGGAGUAGGUGAUGCGGUUAGACAGAAGACUACUUUCGACUAUUAACCGCACUAAAGUUGAUUAGUUUUCUGUAACAGCAUUUUUACCAAAGUGUUUUUUUUUUUUUACUUGUAGACUUUUAAUCUCUUCGUGUAGCUGAGGAAGCACUCAAGUAUAACACUCUACCUGUAGUUAUACUGACUUUAAAGGUGCAGUUUGUUUUUUUAAGUGUUUCUAGAAUUUCAGAACAACAGUAGCACUACUAACUGUGAUUUACAAUCCCGUGCAAUACAUUUACUUGGUUUGUUUAGCUCAGAAAUCCGUUUUAUGUAUUUUCUGGCCCUGAAAUGAGUUACGCCUCCAGCUGGAACAUGGCUGAUCAGCUCCACCCCCUUUUCUUUUAGGUUUGUUAGUUGCAAACUGCUCCUUUAAUGUGAGGGGUUUAGUGGGUUGAUUUCAUUGACAAUGUCAGUAUUUCAUCCACGUUUUUUUUUUUUGUUUGUUUUUACUAAUCAACCUAGAGUCAGUCAAAUUUUCUAAAACCACACCACUCACACACGAGUCGCAAUGAUUAAAAACUUUCUUGAUCACAACCUGAAUUUCAGCAUGGAUUUGAGCUAAAAAUCUUCAAAGCAUAAAAGAAAAGCUCAGGACAAUUUCAAAAAAACAACCUAAGAUCGGUUUAAACAGAAAUUUGUCACACAAAGACACAACACUACAAAGCUUUACCCAGUACUAUCGUUUAUUUCAUUCUGUAAACUCACACACACUUUGUUUUUUAUCUGUAACUUGAAUUGUGAUUUGAGAGAAAUAAAUCACAGGGUAAAACCAGCUCCAAGUGAAGAAGCACAAUAAACCAACAAUAUUAUUGAUAUUUAAUGAGAUGUUGUAAACUGUAGAUUAUCUAAAGCAAAUAAAUCAUGUUUCAAAAUA
Tachysurus fulvidraco (yellow catfish) is the source of this 3666-nucleotide messenger RNA. It is a transcript of the gene sfxn1, whose product is annotated as sideroflexin 1. The transcript is spliced from 11 exons. The record is from RefSeq and is a predicted model, not a curated record. Lineage: Eukaryota; Metazoa; Chordata; Actinopteri; Siluriformes; Bagridae. Bases 163 to 1131 code for a protein of 322 amino acids. Gene Ontology annotation, biological process: serine import into mitochondrion; monoatomic ion transport. Gene Ontology annotation, cellular component: mitochondrial inner membrane. Gene Ontology annotation, molecular function: monoatomic ion transmembrane transporter activity.